CUUUUCCUGUGAUGAAGAGUGGCAGAGUUCAUCUCUUACUACCUGAAGUCAAUCUGAGCACCAGUUACUUUCACACUUCAUUGUCUGAGUAGCGAGACAACAUGCAAUGGCCAUUGUGCUUUGUGCUCAUAGUUGGACAGAUGAUGCUGGUGACUUCAGAUAUCUUACAUCAAUUAGAUAUUUUAAGUGCAAAGGACGUUGUAGAAGAAGAAGAGUCGGUGACCCUUAAAUGUCGAGGUCAUCAAAUAGGAAAACACAGCGACAUCUCGGUGAAUUUAUAUAAAAAUGGGGAGAAAGUGCAAAUGAAGCCAAGUACUAAAGAGAUGGGAAUUGUCACCUUCAAGCUGGAGAACAUCAGACGAGAGCAGACGGGGAACUACACCUGCUUUUAUGAAGAGAAGACAACAGAAAAUAUGAUGCACAUCAAGACAGAGAAUUUCUUGAGCUUGACCAUUAAAUCGUCUGUGCUCACUUUACAAGCUGAGAAAAAGAAGUCUGUCCAAGGGGGUCUGGACGUGACAUUCAAAUGCUUUUUCCCCAAAGGGAAAAAAAUACAAAACCCACCAAAUAUGUUUGAGCUUUAUGAAAAUGGAGUAAAGAUCAUGUCAAAGUCUGUGGAGAACAAACGGGGAGUGGAGUUUACUGUAGAGAACGUCAAUGAAACCAGCGAUGCAACUUACAUGUGUCUGUACAGAGGACAGGGAGACUUUACUAUUCAGAGUCAACAGUACGGCCUUCAACACAGAGAUUUGAACUUUGUGCUUAAUGUCAUCGGGCUCGCUAUUUCUGGUGUGGUGUUGUUAGCACUUGGCUUCAUAUUCCAUGAUGCCUGCUGUCAGACAAGAGAGAAGGACAGCUUUUAUUUACAGAAAUAA
This is a messenger RNA of Erpetoichthys calabaricus (reedfish), 875 nucleotides long. RefSeq lists its product as uncharacterized. Lineage: Eukaryota; Metazoa; Chordata; Cladistia; Polypteriformes; Polypteridae. The record is from RefSeq and is a predicted model, not a curated record. The transcript is spliced from 5 exons. The coding region runs from base 102 to 875 and encodes 257 amino acids.